AUUAAGACCAAAACAAAGGGACCUUCUCACUUCCCUGAAAGACGUUUCCAAAGCCAUCAGGUAAUGUAUUUAUAAAAUACAGGCACCUAAUGUACUCUCCAACUACAGCACUUCUCUCUCGGGGGGACUGGUGCACACAUUCUCCCUCACAAGGUGGGUGGAGCGUGUUGCACUGGGACGAUGCAAGAUGCAGCAAUCCCGUCUAAACCUCCAGGUCUUCCUACAGCAAGCCGGACCACUGAUGCACCUGUAGUGUGACUUUCAACAGCGCGACGCUUGGAUAAAAAAAAUCAAAUCAAUCAAAUAUGAGCGAAGCCACUUGGAAACAGGGCGCCGGUGCGACAUAGACGCUUAUGGUUCAGGACAAAAGGGGGAUAUUGCUCGAAAUUACGAUGCAUCUCACGGCGGUGGUUCUAAUGUUAGUUCUGGUCGUGACGGGCAUCGCCAAAGGUUGGGAAUGCAGCGCAGGGUGCAACACAGAAAAUGGGUUUUGUGAGAAGCAACUGAAAUGCAGGUGCAAACCAGGGUGGCAAGGAGAGAACUGUGACCGGUGCGUGCCCUUCCCUGGCUGUCUGCACGGCACAUGUGAAAAGGCAUGGCAGUGUGUCUGUGAGGAGGGCUGGGUUGGCAGCCUGUGUGACCAAGAUACUCGCCUAUGCUCGUCCAGGCCUUGUGCUGGUAAUGCCACCUGCAUAGAGACAGGAGAGGGGGGAUACCUGUGCAUCUGUCCCCACAGCUAUGGUGGGGAAAACUGCCACCUGAAGAGAGGACUGUGUCUCACAAACGGCUUUCCUUGUCAGAAUGGAGGUACAUGUAUGGAUGCUGAUGGCUCAGCUGGUUACUCUUCCUGUUUAUGCCCCCCUGGAUUUUCUGGAGACUUCUGUGAGAUCAGCGUUGACAGCUGCCUGCCUAACCCCUGCCUCAACGGUGGCAACUGUACAAACCACGGCCUGGCCUUCACAUGUGUCUGUCCGCUCGGCUUCACUGGUUUCACUUGUAAUGACACCACUAGCCUCUUGCCCUGCGCCGGCAGGCCCUGCGCCAACAGGGGCACGUGUGUUGGUCAACCUGAUGGAACCUUCCGGUGCGUUUGCCAGAAAUGGUUUACAGGUCCCACGUGUUCCCUGCAGCACAGACCGAAAGCCAGAUCCAAGCCGGUUGGGGCCAGGCCUGUGGACCACAGAGUGUUUGCGCUGACUCCGCAGCACUACUCCCUCCCUGCUCACACCUUCCACAAGCUCCUCAGACCGCCCGAGAGAGACAUGCUCAAGAUCACCCUUAAGGAGACAGUCCACUCCCCCGGCGUCCUCGUCACCCAUGGCCAGCUCGUCUGCUUUGGCAUGCUGGCCCUGCUCACCUGCAUGGUCAUCCUGGGCACUACAGGCAUUGUGUUUUUUGGCCGCUGUGAGACGUGGCUGGCCAAUGCCAAGUACAGCCAGCUUGUUCGACAGCAAAGGGAACACCUGCUGAGAGAAGUUGGCGGCGCGAGCCAGGAGGAGCCGGAGCACUCAGUAAACAUCAUCCUGCCGGAGAAGAUUAGACUCACCAGCUUUGGGAGACACUACACCUCCAUCUGAUUCAAUCAUCUCUGCCUCUUACCCUUUUCCUCUGGAAGGAUUUUAAUAUAAAUGUCUAAAAAUAGCACAAAGGAAAUACUAUAACUGUUGUACAGUUGUGUUAAUGGAAAGUGAGAGAAACAAGGCUACACUGGAAUAUAUUUGAAUUUAAAGUCUACUGGACUAAGUGGACAACCAUGACACUGGAUUGUAAAUGUCAUUUUUAUUAUAAACGUAUGUAUAAAUGUUAUAAACUAUCCAUUCAAAAUAUAUGAAAUUAUAAAAGAUGUCCUACCUUGGUGGUUGGUAAAGAUGUCAUGUUGAUGUAUUUAAGAUUUUUGACUUUACAAUAAUAUUUUAACCACUUUGUUACAUGUUGAUUUGGAAUACAAUAAUGGGGGUAAUAUUACAAAAGGAGAAAUGAAUUGGAUUUUAACACACACAACCUAGACGACUUUUCUUUCAGUAUUUGUAUUGAAAACAAAGUAAUCGCAUUGAUUUUUCAUUUGUUAAAUUGUUCUCCGGUUUCAGCUUCUCAAAUGUGUGGAUUUGAUGCUUUUCUUUGUCUUUUUUGAUAGUAAUCUGAAUAUCUUUGGGUGUUUGGACUGUUGGGUGAAUCGAAAUACAUCACCAAGGCCAUGGGAUAGUUUAAUUAGCAUUUUCUUUUGAUUAUUUUCUGACGAGAAAAUAAUCAGCAGAUUAAUAACAAUGAAAGUAACAAUGUCAAUGCAGCAUUUAGUGAAUUCACCAUUUUAUAAUUAAUGCAGAAAUACAUAGUGAGUGUGUACAGUAUGUGCAGUUAAAUUACUAUAUGCUAUACUAUAUAAUUAGAUAUUACUAUGUGCCAAUACAGUAUAUACCUGAAGGUAAGGUUACUUCCCCAAUGCCAUCCAAUUUUCACUCUCUGCAGAUGUAUUACUAAGAUGUUGGUGUUAAAAGGUACAUAAGUAGAUGUUAUAAAGAUGCAGGUUCACAGCUCCUCAAGAAAUGCUUGGUAUCCAUGGCAUGCAUAUAUUCACACCUUCACCUAUUGAUCAGUCUCAAUUGCAGUGUCUCAGAGGUUGUUAGAUUUUCCAACACUGCUUCUUACCGCCAGUGUUGCAAUUUCACAAGCCAUGCACCAUGCAUCUCUGAACCCAGAAAUCAAUACUGUGAUAUCUGUAAAAAGUUGGUUUGUCUCAUCACGCAUGAGAUGGACACCUAUACUUCUGAUGGCGGGAGACGUAAAUGUAUGGAAAACAAGAAAAACAUACUGUAUGUCUGCCACCCAGUAACGACAUGUGGAACUUUAAAAUAUUCAAAUUAACUGCUGAUAUGAGGAGUACUGUCAUAUUAGAGUGGGAGAAUUUUUUAUGAUAUAUAUGUUUAUAUGUUUGGCAUAUAUAAUGAUAAGUCCCCUUCAGCCCCCAUUCAGCAUGUGAGGAGAUGCUGUUAAUGUGGUGGGUUUUGUCUAUCUAUUCCCUGAUAGGGAGGUUAUCUUGUGCUUAAAUCAUAACAGAGUUACAUUUCAGGUUGUGUAUUAUAUUGUGCGGUAGUAAAAUUGUAAUGAUUUACAGAUGGCAUUUCUACAAGGGGGCAGUGACUGUAACCGUGCAGUACUUAUCAGUAUGUGUUCCAGUCUGGAAUUAUUUGCUGUUGUGCUUUGGCCAGAUAAUGUUUUGUUGUACUUUUAUUGCUUUUAAUAAAAUCUAUAAAAUCA
This is a messenger RNA of Sander lucioperca (pikeperch), 3255 nucleotides long. Its product is annotated as protein delta homolog 1. The record is from RefSeq and is a predicted model, not a curated record. Bases 354 to 1577 code for a protein of 407 amino acids. Gene Ontology annotation, molecular function: calcium ion binding. Lineage: Eukaryota; Metazoa; Chordata; Actinopteri; Perciformes; Percidae. Gene Ontology annotation, cellular component: protein-containing complex; plasma membrane. The transcript is spliced from 7 exons. Gene Ontology annotation, biological process: heterophilic cell-cell adhesion; establishment or maintenance of epithelial cell apical/basal polarity.